AUGGGGAAAGACAGUAUUAGUUUAGUUGGAUUGGAUAUUGAGGAUUCGACAGUUCAUAAUCAAACCCCAAGGAAAUUAUCAAACCAGUCGCAAAAUGACAUGAAUAGUAGUUUGAUAUUUGGGAAUGAGAUCACUUCUAAAGGUAGUCAAACACAAAAUGUUGACGUAGAGGAAAAACCAUUUAGUUUAGAUAACGAAUCAAAUGAUAAUACAACCCAUAAACGCACAUUGGUGAAAGAUGCACCAACUCAGAAUGAUAUUACAUUUGAACUAUUACAAAAUCCGAACGAUACGCCGUUUCUUUCCAAACUAAAAGAUCCUUUUGACGACACAUAUAAUGAAUCAUUACAGAAAUUAAGUAUCGAGACCCCAUUGAAUAAAAAAAUUAGUUCUCAAUUGGAUGAUACCGUUCCAUUACAAAGUAAACCGACACGUAAAUACAAUUUUGAGACUCUACGUAAUGAAGCUGAUAAUUCGUGUUUAGAAUAUGAAACGCAAGGAAAUGAGACGAUAUUCGGUAACCGAAUAUCUAACGACGCUGAUACCCAAAUAGUAAAUAAUUUAUCCUACGACACUUUGAGAUUCGCAGCUAAUUCAAAUAGAUUUAUUAAAUCGAAUGAAUUUAUGUUUAAUGAAGGAACACAAGUGGAUUCGUAUAAACAUAAGUAUUAUAUUGAAAACGAUACGCAAAUAAUUGAUCCUAAAACGAAUGAUACACAAGUAAUAGUUCCUCCUCAAAAUGAUUGCAAUAUAGGAACAACCAAAGUAGACGAAAAUGAAGAUAAUCUUACUUCUUCUAGUCCUCAAAAUGCAAUACAAAUACCCAGUACAUUUGAAAAGCCGUUUGUUUCUCGACCACAAGUAAUAAAUACUCAAGAAGAAGAGCCCGAUAGCACACCUAGCAAUACUAAAGUUGAUCUUUCAACCAGACCUGUAUACUCCAGUAGUCAAAGACUUGGAGAAGAAGAAGAGGAGGAGGAAGUAAGGACUGAUGAUGAAAAGGAUAACGAUAGGCUGAACCAACAAGGACUAUAUUAUGAGGAUAGCUUAUUGGCACAUCACCUUAGGCAGAAGAGAAGGCUAUCUAACCCUGAAAGUAACAGCAUUCGUAGAAAAGCGAUAAAAGCUUCACCGAAUAAUGAUAGCUAUGAGAAUAUGGAUAAGCAAAUCCCACUUAAUAAUAUGUCUAAAACUCCGUUAUCACUUAAAAACAAGCAUCAUCAUCAGAUAGCUGUCUCGCCUAGUGAAAUUGAUGAAUCGUCCCCAGGUAUCAAGAGAACAGAUAUUUUGGGAUUUCCAAAUAAAUCAUCCCCUCAGACUUAUAAUGAUGCCUCUAAUACUAAUAACAAUGGAAUCAAUAAAAUAAAACCUCAAUCAAACCUACCAUCUUCACCUACAAAGGAGCGAGCAAGAAUAGAAAUGGAAAUGAAACUUCCCAGACUACAAAGUACUGAAUUGAAGGAUACAAUCGCAGUAAAUGAAAUAAAUUCAGAAGAUAACAGUUCUGAGUUAGAAGAUAUCGACUUAGUGCAUUUCAAUGAUACAGAUUCAAUACCUACUACUACAAGAAAGAGCCGAUCCAUUUCAGUUGAUACAUCGUCACAAUCUCAAGAUGAAUUACAACCUAACCAGGAUUCAAGCCAGAUGUCUGCCAUGGAUGUGAGGAUGAAUGAUUUACACGGAGAGCGAAGAAAAAUAGAUAAGGUGCUAUUUGAAGAAGCCCUGAAUGUUCUAACCCAGACUGAUAUUCAUUACAUGGAGAGCGUUUGGGUUUCAUUCAAGUUCAAUAUGUAUACAGGUAAAGCAACCAAAGUAGGUCAUGAUAAUCUGAUAGUUGAAUUCGAAGAGGGGAGCUAUUCUAUUAAGAAUUCAGAUUUAUAUUUGCUUGAUAUCAGAAUUGGCGAUAAGCUUAGAACAAGAUCAUCGAAAUAUAAAUUUGUGGUUACUGGAUUAGCUUACAACAAGAAUGGGGAUAACAUUAAAUGUAUUCGAGGAUAUAAUGUAGUUUCUUUGCGAAGAAUAUCUAAAGGUAAAGGAAAGAAAUUCGAAGAACUAGAAGCAAGCCUAUCCGAAUGUUAUAUGGAACUUUCAGACUGGAUUCAACAUCAACAAAUGUUUCAGUUUUUGUUCGAUGGCCAAGAUUUAUUAAAGCAAGAUGGAGGAAACAUUUUUUUGAAUAGUCUUAGUCUCGAUAUACAUAGAACACCAUCAAGAAACACCCGAUAUUCAAAUACACCCGACGUUAUGGAAUAUGAUUUGAAAUAUAGAAAUGGACCAUUGAGCAGUCCAUCAAAAAAGAAUGAAUCGAGGAUAAUAAAUGGCGGUACUUUAACGAAAUUAGGCUCUAGCGGUCUAUUUUCAGGAAUGUUAUUUUGUCUUACAUUCGGAAAGAGCAUCGACGGGGAUAAAAAGGAAAAAAUCAAAACGGCAAUUGAAAAUAACGGGGGUUCACUACUUGAUGAAGGACUCCACGAUAUUUUAAAGUAUUCCAGAUCUCAGGAUGGGUCAUUGGAAUUAGAAUCCCCUGUAUUAUCAGAAUUUUCUUUUGGGGCAGUCAUUUCAAAUAGCUUUUGUCGUAGUGCAAAGUAUUUACAAGCGCUUGCUUUAGGGUGGCCAAUUUUAUCCGACUAUUAUAUAUUUGAUUGCCUUAAAGACAAUAAAAAGUUAACCCACUGGCCAGUAUAUUUAUUACCAGCGGGCCAAUCACAAUAUUUGGGAAGCGUUAAGAGCUUAGAAAUUUUCAAAUUCAGACAGAACUAUGAAACCAACAAGGAAUUAUCUUAUCAAUUGAAGAACAAUAAUCAUUUAUUACAAGAUGUCUUUAUUGUCAUAAUAAAUAACAAAGCAAAUCUUAAGACAUUACAAACUUGCGAGUUUAUCUUUCAUGCAUUUGGAGCGAAGUCUUUGAAAUACUGCUCGUCCGUCAAUGAAAUAGUCGAUGUCACCAAACAAUGUAAGGAUGACCCAAUAUUAGUAUAUGAUAACAACGAGACAAUAAAACAAGAUAUGAAAACAUUAAAAGCUGAAAAUACAGGUGGAACUCGUACGAGAUCUCAAUCAAGGGCUAGCACUAAGCAAAACUCUGAUAUUAAAUUGCUGAAAUCAACUUCUAAAAAAAAGAAUAUUGGUUUUAUUAAUUGGGAAUGGGUAGUUCAAUGUGUUAUAAGCGGAUAUAUUUGGGACCCGGAAUAUAUAUAA
Molecule: messenger RNA, 3198 nt
Organism: Debaryomyces hansenii CBS767
Lineage: Eukaryota; Fungi; Ascomycota; Pichiomycetes; Serinales; Debaryomycetaceae
Gene: RAD9
Product: chromatin-binding protein
Exons: 1
Coding region: 1-3198 (1065 amino acids)
Biological process (GO): DNA damage checkpoint signaling; positive regulation of transcription by RNA polymerase II
Cellular component (GO): nucleus
Molecular function (GO): histone binding
Source: RefSeq, a predicted model, not a curated record